Molecule: messenger RNA, 1884 nt
Organism: Carassius carassius (crucian carp)
Lineage: Eukaryota; Metazoa; Chordata; Actinopteri; Cypriniformes; Cyprinidae
Gene: paqr5a
Product: progestin and adipoQ receptor family member Va
Cellular component (GO): membrane
Molecular function (GO): signaling receptor activity
Source: RefSeq, a predicted model, not a curated record
ACUUAGAGAGAGGGUUUUUAUAGAAAGCUCCUGAAUUGGUGACUGGACUGUGAGAUAUUAUAAUAAAGAAGAACACUAAAGAGAAAAAAGGAAUCAAGAAACUGUAGAUGACUGAUGGUCUCUCCACCUUGUGAUUGCUGGACCCUCCUCUACUAUGCUCAAUCUCAUCAAGCUACCUCAAGUGUUCACUAUCAACCAAGUUCCAAAAGUCUUCCACGAGGAUGGCAUCAUUUCUGGGUAUCGCCACCCAUGCAGCUCUGCCAAAGACUGUGUGCUUAGUCUUUUCCAGUUAACGAAUGAAACCCUCAAUAUUUGGACUCAUUUUCUGCCUACAUGGUUUUUCUUAUGGAAACUGACAGUAGUACUAGUGCAGGAUGACUUGCAGGAUCAUUUCACCUGGCCCUUGCUGGUGUUCCUUUUGUCAUGCUGCAUGUACCCACUCGCUUCCAGCUGUGCUCAUACUUUCAGUACCAUGUCAGAGAGGGCCAGGCACAUCUGCUUUUUCUUUGAUUAUGGAGCACUCAGCUUCUAUAGCCUUGGUUCUGCCAUCACUUACUCUUCUUACUCAUUUCCAGAUAAAUGGGUCAAUAGCACAUUUCACAAAUACUAUGUUCCUAUAGCUGUUGUCAAUUCUGUUUUUUCCACUGCACUGGCCUGCUACUCAAGACUGGGUUUACCAUUUUUUCAGUAUAAUUAUCACAGCAUUAAAAGUUGUUCUGGAAAAUUAGAUCAGAAACUCAGUAAAUGUCUACGGAUAAUCGCCUUUGUCUAUCCAUAUCUCUUUGACAACAUCCCUCUCUUUUAUAGAAUCUUUGUGUGCGUUGGUGAGGGUUGCACUGUUAAUGAAGCCAAUACUGUUCACUAUCAGCAUACGUCAUUCCUCACUGGCUUUCUUUUUGCCACACACCUGCCUGAACGCUUGGCUCCUGGCAGUUUUGACUACAUAGGUCACAGUCAUCAGCUCUUUCACGUGUUCGCUAUUAUUGGCACAUAUUUCCAGAUGAGCGCCAUUGAACUUGACAUGGCUGCACGGAAGCAGUGGCUUCAUGCUCAUUUUCCACCAGUCACCCUUUCAGACACUGUGGGAGCGGCAUUCUUUAGUGUGGUCUGCGGCCUUUGUAUAGUAUAUGGCUUCAGUCUGGCACUUUUCUCCACUUGAGGUGUAAAGGACAAAUUAAUUUGAAUUGUGACAUUUGAUUGGGUUACACAGGGCAGCUAAGUUAGUUUCCCUUAAAGGGGUCAUAUGAUGCUUUAAGGUAAAAAAAAAAAAAACGUUAUUUUUCAAAUACUUUACAUUAUUGAAUGUCCUCUAUGCCCCACCUCUCUCAAAUGCUUAGUAGGCGUUUACUACAAAGUCCCUCCUUCUGACAAGUGCAGUCUGCUCUGAUUGGCCAACUGACCCAGUGCAUUGUGAUUGGCUGAACACCGCAAGCACACGUCAGUAAUGUAACGCUCCUUUCCAUAAUCGCGAGCUUGUUCUUACAAAAUAAAUGUAAUGACAGUUAAUAAUGUCCAUAGUUUUACAAUCAGUUCAAGCUUGAAAGGGGAACAGAGUCGCGUGACAGACACAAUGAUGAAGCUAGUAUGUUUGCAGUACACAAGCCACAGACGGUUAAGACAGCUCUCUCUCUCUCUCUUUCUCUUUCUCUCUCUCUCUCUCUCUCACACACACACACACACACACACACACGCGAUGCGCAAAACUUUGCAUUGGAACAUUCAAUAGCAAAUACUUAAACUAAUAACAAAACAUACUUACAGUAGCUGAUUCAGAAGAACCAGAUUGUCAUUGCAAUGUCAGAAUGACCUCCUCUCAUAGGUUCAUGAAACGGUCGUCCAUAAAAAGCGUUGCUGGUCUGUUGUAAGUAAUCUUAAAGAUUCCUA